Sphaeroforma arctica JP610 is the source of this 246-nucleotide messenger RNA. RefSeq lists its product as hypothetical. The coding region runs from base 1 to 246 and encodes 81 amino acids. The transcript is spliced from 2 exons. NCBI's taxonomy places the organism in Eukaryota, Ichthyosporea, Ichthyophonida. The record is from RefSeq and is a predicted model, not a curated record.
AUGACACCCAGAGAGCCCUUGAGCACGCUGGCACCCACGAGUGCCUUCACAGACACGCCGCAGAGCAGUGCCUCUGCCACCAACGACUACAACAACACCAUCUUCAACAACAUGGGCUGGGAGGGCUGCUCCUUCCUGGUGUCUCGCACAGCCACUGCGGGUGUGCAUGCGGUGGAGUUCAAAGGGCGUUUGUUCUGUGUGGGAGAUUUCUGUGGCACGGACAACGAGCCACUUAACAACACUUGA